Messenger RNA from Sardina pilchardus (European sardine), 743 nucleotides. RefSeq lists its product as uncharacterized. NCBI's taxonomy places the organism in Eukaryota, Metazoa, Chordata, Actinopteri, Clupeiformes, Clupeidae. The record is from RefSeq and is a predicted model, not a curated record. The transcript is spliced from 5 exons. The coding region runs from base 123 to 743 and encodes 206 amino acids.
CUACCAACCCUUCACCAGACCACCCAAAUGACCAAGAUGAAGCCUCACUGGAGGAACAGAGACUGCUUCUAGUGGAGGCAUCCAAGAAGGCAAGAUUAGAUGAGUCUCUCAUCAAAGAGAAAAUGGAUUUGACCUUCUCACUGAGGCGAAAGGAGGUUGUUGACAAACAGCCCAUGGUGCAAGAUUUGAAAGAUAGAUGGCCAGCUUUGUUCUUUAAAGACCAGAUUGGUGAGGAGUUUUUCCGUAUUACAAAUAAAGACUUAGUUGGAACAUUCAGAGCUGCAGUUGAAAAAUAUGCCCCCCUCCUGCUGAGAUUGUACCGAGCCCGAAAAACAGAGUUUGGCAAGGAUCUGAAUGAGAUACUGAGAAGGCUUGAUGAUGAGACUACCAACAUUGUAAGACACCGCGAGGAAGCAGCCAUGAAAGGACUUCCUGUGUUCCUACGUGAAGAUCCUAAUCAACUUUUCAAACAGUGUCUUGAAACUGAUUCAGAUGACGUGGCUGCCAAGGGAGUCUCUGUGGGAAUUCUGUAUGUCCUUGAGGACUGUGUGGCUGAAGCCUCAUCUCCCAAGAUUCAAAACAUCGCAGUCAUCUUGGAGGAAUCAAUAGCAGUAGAGGACCUUCCGGAUACUCCCACUGCCUUGGCCUACCUUCUUGGCCUCCUUUAUGCACUCAACAUUCCUUAUCCUAAGCACCUUAAGUACACCUUUGAAACACUUCAGAAGUCCAUCCCAGGACAAUGA